CGGCCUGGAGGAGAGGGCCGGCGCUGUGAGGAGGCGGUGGCGUGUCUGUGGUGCCCGGGAUACGGAGUGCUUCCACCCCCGUAGGGGCCUGCGAGCCCCCUGGAGCCAGGCUGGGAUGGCAGAGCCCGGCCGGGAGCUUGCCAGGCAGGGAGCCGCCGUCCUGCCCGAGCCGUGCUGCCUUGGCACCGCCGCAGCGAGCCUGAUGGAAGUGCUGAGAUCUUUGGUGGCUUUAACUGACCCUCAGGAGGGGAAGCUGGUUCAGUCUCAAGAGAAAGCAUUAAAGUCGCUGGGCGUUUGGCAGACCGUAUUUGCAGCCAUUCCAUCAAAGCCCUCGGUGGAGCGAUAGCCCCAAGAUGGGAGAUCAGGAUGCUGGUGAACCCUUCCUGGGCAUAGUGGCUGGGGCCACUGACUACGAAGGAGCUCUGCCAUCUGACACAGUGUCGCUCAGCGAUUCGGAUUCUGAUGAUUUGGGGCUAGAUGAAGCAGAAGUCGAUACAGUAUCUCCUGAGGAGCCACCUAUAGAGGAUGGGGAUUACGGAUCAGGGGACACCCCUGACCCUUCAGACGGCAGUCACAGAUCUCCUGUCCAGCCGUUCCAUCUGAGGGGCAUGAGUUCUACAUUCUCACUCCGUAGCCAGAGCAUUUUUGAUUGUCUGGAAGAGGCAGCCAAAUUGUCUGUGCCCUCAAUGUCUGAAGAUAAUGUUGUUGACGGGAGGUUUAAACGUCCUUUACCUCCAACUACUGUGUCAAGUAAUGUGGUUCCAGAAAGCCCUGGAAAGUCAACCAGACCAGUGCAGGCUCCCAAAGUCUCUCCAGUGGUGCCUGACUAUGUGGCACACCCAGAGCGCUGGACCAAAUACAGUCUAGAUGGAGUUUCAGAGUCUAGUGAUAAGACUAACAGGACAGUGGCUAUGGAAUUUCUAGAGAGCCUGAAGAAAAGAGGAGAGGAACAAAGCUCAGCUGCCCAAGAUAGUUACACCCCAUACUUCAAUCAGGAUCCCUCCAGCUGUGGAGCUGGGAGGAUUGUAUUUACCAAACCAGCAAAAAGGGGUGUUGAUGGACUAGAAAAGAAAAUAGGAGCAGGGGAGGGAGAUAAGAAACACGCAAAAACAGGUCUGAAAGGAAAAUCUCUGAAGACUGAUAACUUGAGGGACGACGAUAAGGUUGAGAGGGGGCACUUAGAUGGUGGAAGCAGAAAGGCAGCAGAGGAGGAGGGGUGCCUGAUGGUGGGGGACCUGAACACAGAAGGUAAGCUUAGUGCAAGGUUUAGUGGUGCAGCUGAAGAGCCUUUGGUAGAAAAAGUUGGAUUCCAUUGCAGUAAGAAGAGGAAUAGGAAAAAUUUCCGACCCAAAGUAGAUGAUGAAGGGGAGGAGGAAGAGUCCUGAAUGAUGGAACAAAUUGGAAACAUCCAAGAAGUUGUAUUGUCUUUGGAUAUGCUUGCUGUUUUUUCUUCUCUACCUAUAUAUGUAUGUAUGUAUGUAUGUAUAUAUAGGUAGAGAAGAAUAUAUAUAUAUAUAUAUAUGUAUAUGUAUCUUUUUUUGGGUCAGGAACCCAUGUUACGGUGUUUUGUCUAACAGUUUGCAUCAUAGCCACCCGGGACAUUUUAUAUUGUUAGAAAUUAAGCUACCAAAAGUGUGUUACAGACUUUUUGUUAGUGAGAAGUCUGUGGGCACAGGAUCAUUGCACCCUAGCAGAAACAACUGUGCUUUGUUUGCCCUGGGGUUUGCUCUGGAGCUGAAGUUAUCAUGAAAGAACUGUUAGCUAAAAUGCUGCAAGGCAUCUUAUUUACUCCCAAGAUUUCAAGCUGUUCCCAAAUCCUGUAGAAUCCUGGAACAAAGGUGAUGAGCUCCUCAUGUAGAGAUUUAAACAACAAAAAUAAAACCCAGUCUUCCACUAGAUUUGAUUUCUCCCAGUCUGUGCUGAAGAGGGAAACUUUUUAAAAAUAUACCCAUCAUUGCUAUUGAGAGUGAAAGCACAACAUGCCCAUUUGUGAGUUUGGAGGGCCCAGGUGGCAAUUGGCAAACAAAGUAUUUUUAAGGUGGUCUUAAUAUUUAACUGCAUUGGUACAUUGGAAAAAAAAAAAAAAAACCUGCCAUGUCUCCUGCAGACAGGUACAACUUGGAAACAUCCCAGUGAAGACACACUCUGGACAGCUUCAGUUGUUAGUUAGGCAACCUCUUUUCCUCUUAGUGGUAUGAUGUGAUGUGAUGAUUUUUGGCCUGCAUAUCUGUUUAUCUUUUCCAGGUGGCACUGGUUCCACAUUUGUUCGUGUGGAUUUGAUGGGAAUCGGGUAUUUGUACCAGAACUGUAUACUUUUUUUAUUCUUUGGGAUUCAAUAAACUUUUGGUUGUA
Cygnus atratus (black swan) is the source of this 2352-nucleotide messenger RNA. It is a transcript of the gene TSSC4, whose product is annotated as tumor suppressing subtransferable candidate 4. Bases 354 to 1385 code for a protein of 343 amino acids. The record is from RefSeq and is a predicted model, not a curated record. Lineage: Eukaryota; Metazoa; Chordata; Aves; Anseriformes; Anatidae. The transcript has 3 exons.